GCUCGAGUCUCGAGUAUGCCGGCUCGAACCCCCCCCCUUAGGGGGGGCGCGCUCGACCUAACCUUCGCGGGGGGGGGGGACCCUUCCCCUCAGAAGGGGGCUGGCCAGGCGCCCGCGUCGCUGCGGCCGCGCCGCCCCCCCCCCCCCGGCCAGUGAGCGCCGUGGCUGCCGCCGCGGCCCGCCCGUCGGGCGAUGACGGAGGUUCCGCAGGAGGACCCUGAGGAGCUGCAGGAGCUGGAGGACUUGCUGCGGCAUGCAUUCGUGCCGCGCGCGCCGGCCAAGCCCAAGGACAGAGGUCGGCCUGAGCUCCACGCUGCAGUCGUUGCUGCGCGGCGUCGUGAGCGGGAACGCCGAGCAGGUGCAGGCCGCCAUGGCCACGGCGCUGAACCCGCAGCCGCCGGGGUGCGCUGAGCUCGAGGACACGGAGGUGCGCUGCCUGGAGCAUCAGAGUGCGGCCGCGACGGAGUUGCUGGACCGCGUGGAGGCGCAGGUCGGCCACACGGCGAGCUCGCUGCAGGACAAGCGGGAGGCGCUGCGCGCGCUCAGCGCGGACGGCGCGGGUGGGCACCCGGGGCAGCUGUACGUCGUGCCGUUCCCGCCUCUGAGAGGACUGCAUCUGCCCUCGGGCGGCCGCGUUCCCCGCGCGGGGCCAGGCCCCGCAGCCUGGGCAGCCGGGCGCCGACCUGCGGCCCGCCAUGCGGGCGAGGCUGGAGGCGCUGGAGAGGGAGCUGGACUCGACGCGGCGGGAGGCGGACGCGGCUGCCCGCGAGCACGCCAGCGAGAUCGCGGUGCUGCGGCGCGAGCUGGGCGCGCUGCGGGCGGCGCCGGGCGGCGCCGGUGGCCCGACGGGGCGCUGGCGGUCAGCCCGCGCGGCGCGGCGGCGCUCAGCCUCGCGGCCGCUGCGCCUGCGAGGCCUGGCCGUGGCCCCGGCGCGCUGACCCGGCUCGCCGUGGCGCGCGGAGGUCGCGGGUUCGUGGGGCGGCCGGGUGACAUGGCGGUGAUUUGGUGGGCGGUGGGGUCGCGGGGUCGUGAGGACUUGUGGUCGCGGGAUAGGGUCGCGGGGUGGCGCGGGGUGAUAAGGCUGGUGCUGUCCCUCGCCCUCUCGGGCUGGGCGUGCGAGGCCCGGCGGCUCCGCGCGCCGGACCGGCUGCUGCGGCUGUGGGCCGCGGGCGGCGGCGCGGCGGAGCUGGGGGCGUGGCUGGGCUUCUGGAGGUGCCUCGCGAAGGAGGCCUCGCUGCGGCGCGAGGCGGCCCUGCGGUGGGCCGCGCUGCGCUUCGGGUGCACCGAGCCCUCGCUGCUCCGUGCCGCCCUGAACGAGUGGCGCCUCGCGCUCGCGCGGCAGGGCGCGCUCUCCGCGGCGGCGCCCAGCGUCGCGCCCGCGGCGGAGGCGCCCGAGCCCGACGCCGAGCUGGAGGGCCUGCGGCGCGAGUUGGCGCAGCUGCGGCAG
Prorocentrum cordatum is the source of this 1447-nucleotide messenger RNA. NCBI's taxonomy places the organism in Eukaryota, Dinophyceae, Prorocentrales, Prorocentraceae. The record is from the annotation of a GenBank genome assembly.